UCGCAGACUUGUCCUCUGAAGAUGGAAAAUCAAUAUAGCUCAGUGCUGAAGGAGGCAAAGAAGGCAGUUGAGAGUGAACCUCAAAGAGAGGACAUGCUAAGCAGAGCUGGUACAGGGUUUGGUGAACUGUGUGUAGAGGACAACAUUCCCACAUGUGAUGCUCUGCUGCAGAUGGAAGUUGAGAGGCUCCUAGUCAAGGAAAAUUCUAUAGCCACUGAAAAAUCCCUAAGAGACUCUGUGCAAAGUGAAACACCUGGAUCCAUUUCUAGCAUGUGGCGCAAAAAGCUCAGCAGGUUUAUUUUGCCUGAGUACAUUCUGGACUUCGGUUAUGUGAUUCAUGGCACUGUAUCUACUCGCAUUGUCAAAGUGACAAACACUGGUCUUCUCCCAGUGACCUUCAGAGCUGAACGACAUUCUCUGGCAGGCACAGGAUUUAGCACAGAGUUGAACAGGGUGAAGAAUCUGCCCUGCUGUGAGACAGAGACAUUUGAGGUGAAGUUUGAUUCACGAGUUGCAAAUCUAGAGCUUGCAGAGAUGAGCACUGUCUUGCCUAUACAGGUGUUGGGAGGUCCUACAGUUCAAGUCCGUCUACUAGCAGUGGUCAUGAGGCCCUCUUUGACCGCCUCCACUAACAUGUUACAGUUUGAUAGUGUUCAGUGUGGCAUGUGCAAAGUGGCUACAUUGCAGCUGCACAACCCUGAGCCAGUGCCCUGUAAGUGGAGCAUUAAAGAGGAGGAGCAGCUCAAGAGGAAGGUGAAGACUGAAAAGCACAUCCCACUUCACCUGAGACAGGAUGCUCGUUUAGAGAAGCUGAAUUCGCUUAUCUUUGAAAUGUUGCCAUCCAGUGGUGUGCUGUAUCCUGGUGACAGGGUCAACAUCCAGGUCAAAUUCAGUCCAGCUGAAGGGAGAACGUAUAAAGAGAGACUGGUGAUUGCAGUGGCCCAGAGCACCCAGCGGAUCCUAUUGUUAGUCCAGGGUCAGGGAUUGGAGCCACAGCUGGAGUUUUCUACCUCAGAAAUUGAGCUGGGGCCUGUGCUACCCUACAGCAAUGGAGAUGAGGUCGAGGUCCUGGUACGCAACCCUUGCCCUUUCCCCAUUGAGUUCUACUCCCUGGACUUUGACAGGCAGUAUCUGGAGGAAGAGAGAAUCCUGCGGUUGAUAAAAGGAUAUGAUGCACAUAAUAUAUUGCUGUUACCCCCUCGAGCCCCUGGCGAGCCUUUGCCUGCUGAACUCCUGGACUACUACCAAGAGCAUAGGUUUAGGAAACCUGAACCAGCUGACUCCCGUAAAGAUGUCGAGUCUUCCGAUGCCAAGGAGAAGUGUGCAGGGCGAGAGGAUAACUUAUCAAAUGCUCCAGCUGAAGAGUGCCCUCUGGACGUGGGUGAGGAUGCCACAUCUGUACUGUCCCAAUAUCGGGCAUUUACUGGUAAAGAUGUGGUCAAAGACGACAUCAGGACCAGCAGGGUGGGUGAUCUGGAGGUGAACCCUGUGUCUAGAGCCAUUGCUCACUACAUGGGCAUUGAUUUGUCACCAGCAGGCCAAGCUGUUCACAACUGCAAAGGCAUUGCCAUUAUAGUGCAUGGUGCUCCACUCUCAGGUAAGACUGCUUUGGCUGUGAGCUUGGCACGGUACUACGGUGCUGCGUGUUUGAACAUAGACUCAGUAGUGCAAGAGGCUGUGUCAUCUGGAACCAGCACUGCAAGCAAGCAGGCCAGAGAGCUGUUUGGAGCCACCAUUGAGUCUGUGCCAGGCACAGCAGAACAUACUGCCCCAGCUGUGUUAAAUGUGAUGACUGCGGCUUGUCAGGCUGAAGGCGUUCUCAGUGUUGAGGCAUUAGCCAAGCACACUUCUGAGAGUAUUCAGGACACUGACUCCAAAGCCCCCACAUCCACUAUCUCAACAAACAAUAAGACCAGCACCGUGGGAGCAAAGAAAAAUGACGACUCUAAUCCCACUGCUACAGUGGCUGGUCCAACUCACAGGCUCCCUAAUGAGAAUGUGAGUCAGGUGGGUGAGCUGGGAGGCAUGAAUAGUUUAUUGCCUGAUGAUCUCCUGGUAGAGAUCCUGUCAGAGAGACUACAGCUUAGCGACUGCGACCGAGGCGUUGUGAUUGAUGGCUUGGAAACAAUGUACUGCAGCUUUCCAAGCACUAUGCUCCAUGUCAUCUUCAAAGCUUUCAACAACCGCCAGCACAUCUAUGUUAUCAACCUCACCGAUAGCUACUUUGAAUUCAGAUCCAGAGAGAGAGCUCAACUGGAGAUGACAGAGGCCUUACAAAUGGAACAGACUGAAAGAGAAAAGCUGCAUGUGCAGGAGAUGGAUGAGGAUGAGUAUGACGCCCUGUGUGAGGAAAAGAAAGCAUAUGCAGACCUUCAGCACUUGGAGAUGCUAAAGGAACAUAUGUACAGCAAGCAAGAGAGUGAGCAGGAGAAGAGGCAUCAGGAGGAGAAGCUCAGAGAGGAGGAGGAGCUGAAGAAAAAAUACAAGAAGGGAAAAAAGGAAAUACUUCCAGAGGAUUUAACAGAAAGGAGAAGUCAGUUGGGAGUUGCCCAGCCUGUUGUAGAACUGCACUCUGACACUGGACUGGAACAGCAGCCUAAAGGGGGUAGAAAGAUGUCUUCCCGCACAGAAGCCAAAGACUCACUUUUAGAGGGUGCCGGAGAACUUGAUGAAGGAGGCAAAAAGAAAGCCAAAGAUGGCAAAGACAGCAAGCCAACUGGCCAUGAUAAUUCUUUACUGCCACUGGAUGAACUGGAGAAAGAACUGAUAACUGAGGCCGAAAGGCAGUUGUUUUCCCGCUUCCAGCUAUACGAGCAGAGCCAACCACUGAUCCAGCACAUGCUGCAGAACUGGGAUAGGACUCAGGGCCUCCUGCUGAAUUCUCUUCCUUCAGAGGAUCAGCACCAGGGGCCUGAGGAAGCCUCAGAACAUCAUAAGCUACCCAGCAAGAGGGCCAAAAAGGAGCGGGAGAAGGAGAGGAUGAAAAUGGACACUGCUGAGCCUAAGCUGCUGUCUCCAACCCCCAGCCAGACUCAGCUGUUGCCCAAUGGCAAGGGCUCGGAGAAUGAGCUGGCAAUAGAGUUCAUCCCCCACACCUGCAUUUCUAUCAGCAAAAAAGAGGAGGCAAGCAUAGACAAGCUUCUAGACAGCAUGAAGCUUCCAUCACGUGAUGAGGUUUUGGAUGGGUUAGGGCUUGGACCCGCAGGUCCACCUAUUCCUCCUCCCAUGCUGUUCUCAAUAGUCCCAUACCCCAAAAGGAGAGUGGUGUCCAGCUUUCGUCUUACUCCUGGCUGCUUCACCUUCUUAAUGCCCUCAUCUCUGGAAGACUCAGCCGAGGAGAAGCGGGAGAUUGACUUGGAGACAGAAGCCCUAAGCCCCACAGUGUCUGCAAAGGAGGAUGUUACAAUCCUGAACAAAGGCAAAGGGAAAAAGGCCCCAGUGAAAGAGGAAUCAGCCAAGGGGACCACAAAAGACAAGCGGCGAGUUCCUGCAAAAAAAGGAAGCAAGAGCAUAGACUCUCAUUCAUCUCCAUUGAACACGGGCACCCCCUUAUCUGAAACUGACCACAGCAAGUCUCUUACAGAUUGUCUUACAGACCACAUCCAGAGGCUCACUCAUUUUCGCUGGGUUGUGCCGGCAAAUGGAGAAGUGACCCUGAAACUGUGGUACCACUCAUCUGUGCCUGGUGAUUUUAAACAGACUCUGGGGUUUGAAGUGAUGGGGACCAAGCGCUGCUAUCAGCUCUACUGCAGAGGCAUCUGUGCUUUCCCAUCCAUCAGCAAAGACUAUAAGACAGUGUUUGCCCACUGUAAAAAGGCCAUGCAGAAAGAGAAUGACUUACAGAAGACGUACAUCAUCCGCUCAGGCCUUUAUGACUUCGGGCCCCUGCUUUGUGGAAGAACUAGAGACAGGUACAAGGAAAAGAAGUCCCCAGAAAACACAGAAAGACUAGUAAUACACAACAACUCCCCCAUGGAGGCAGAGGUUCAUUUCUGCCUCAACCGGGACACAAAAUCCACCACAUUCAUCCUGGACCCUCUGAGCAUGGUUCUUAAGCCCAAUGAGAGAAAGGAGCUCAGAGUAUGGGCAUACCCCACCACUCCAGGUCUUACAGAAGACAGUGUGGUGUGCUGUAUUAAGGACAACCCAGAACCUGGCAUCUUCUUCAUCUCUUGCAGAGGAGUCCGGCCAGAGCUGGAAGUGGAGCACAAGCAACUUAAUUUUGAUAAGAUUUUCCUGGACAGGAGGGAGACACGCAGUCUGUGCUUGCGUAACCCCACUGCACUGCCAGUCGCCUGGAGGCUGAGUGCCCUUGAGGUGCUGGGUGAGGAGUUCAGCAUUUCCCAGGACCACGGCAUCAUCGUGGCGCACUCAGAGUUUUCCUUGCUCAUGCAUUUCCAAGCCAUAAAACCUAUUAGUCUGAAGAAAACCAUAAGAUUGGAGGUGUCAGAUGUGGAGAAUAUUCUUGGUGUUGUCCAUACAGAGAACAUUAAUAUUGUGGCAGAGGCGUAUGAUGUGGCCCUGGAAAUUACAUUUCCAAAAGGUAAAGACACCAGUCUGGACUUUGGCAUGAUCAAAGUAUCAGAAACACUGCCAUUAUCUGUUAACUUGAAAAACAAGGGCAAACAUGACAUUGCCUACAAGUUCAUCCUGGAGCCUACCGAGCCUGGAAUGCCUAAACUCAACUCACUCUUCACUAUUACACCUCAAAAAGGCUCUCUUCAUCCCACUGACCGGCACACAUGUGUCCAAGUCACCUUCUGCUACAACAAGGAGGUGUCUAUCAGACAACAGCCAAUUUUACACUGUCAGGUCAUUGAACCAAAUAUUGAUGAAGAUGGAGAAACCAUUAAGAUCAUACCCAUCAAAGUGUCUGUGCAGUGUCUCUAUUCCAAGUACAGCAUCCACCCUGAGAAUAACAUCAACUUUGGCUCAGUAGAGCAUGGUUCCCGCAGGAUACAAACAAUUACUGUGGAGAAUAGGGGUGAAUUUGAGAUCUGUUUCACCAUCUCCAGAAUGUUUAAAGAUGUCCCAGUGUCUGAACAGAAGAAAGGUAUAGGCAAGAAAUCUUCCAGAGAGAACAACUCAGCAAGACGAUUAUCCUCCACCAUUAAAUUACGCCAGUCUGACUCUACCCAGAAGGACAAUAUUAGGGACACCAUACCUUCUCAGACACGUUUGCCUAUGGGGUUGUUCUCCUUGUCUCCAUGCUUUGGCGUCCUUCCACCUGGUGCCCAGCAGGUGGUAACUGUGGACUGUGUAGCAGAGCAGGUAGGCUGCUGGGAGGAGUGCCUGGUGGUGGACAUCACUGAUCGAGACCCUUUUGACAGCCCAGGAGGGAUUCUUUACAAGCUGCUAGCAGAGGUCUGCAUGCCAGGAAUAGCCCAUGAAGAUAUUGCUUCAAUCUUUGAAGAGCACAGAUUGUGCAAGAACAGUAACAUGCUACAAUGUAAGCAUUAUCAAGAGGCUAUGGGCAUCUACAUCCAGGACGAGAACAAGUUUGUCUUCAACAAUGUGCUGGUUGGCCAGUCAGCCAAGGCCCGCUUCCGUCUUACGAACCCUGGCAAAAUAGCUUGUAAACUUAGUUUACAGGUGAAAGCUGUCCUCAACCAGAUGUCCAUACGUAGCUCUGAGGUGUUUGAACUGAGCCCUACUCGGAUGAGUAUCCCCAGUCACUCACAUGCCUUUGCUACAAUUACCUUCACUCCCCAGCACAUGCAGACCUACCUUGGAGUGUUUGAAGCCUCUCUAGAAAGGGCAGCCGGGAGCAAGGUGCUGGUGUUUGAUUUGGUGGGAGAGGGUAAUUUGCCCUGCAUAACUAUUCUAAAACCAAUCCAGAGGACUAAACAUGGACAGCCAGUCCUGCAGUUCAAGCGGCUGCUGGUAGACAAGAGACAAAUCCUCCCUCUGGUCAUCAAGAACAUUAGCAAUGUACCUGCACAGGUUAGCAUUGAUCUGCUUGACAAGAUGGGAGUCUUUGCUUUAAGGGCAGCUCCUGACACCUUAUGCAACCACAUCUCCUCUUCACACAUUGCAAGUGAGCCUGGAACAGAAGAAAGACAGAUGGCCCAUUUGGUUUCCCUGACUCUAAUGGCUGGACAGCAAGCAGAGUUUGCAGUGGAGUUUCAUCCGGAGGUACCUCAUAGUUUUGAGGCCACCAUGCAGCUGUUGGUAAAAGACAACCAGUAUGAAACGACACUGAUAAAGCUCCUAGGAGAGGGCUACCGUGACAUAAUCUCUUUGGACCACAUCAGCAGCAAGGUUCCUCAGGACCAAGACAGCACAGAAGCCAGAUAUGACAUUGUGCACUUCGGAGACUGUCACGUGGGUCGUCUUUACCACAAGACUUUCACCAUGACCAACCACAGUAACUCAGUGGCUCUGCGCUUUCAGUGGCCUCAGGGUGAACCACAUCUGCAUAUCUCACCUCAGAUAGGCCAUCUCCAUGCCGAGUGCACCAAGGAGGUGACCGUAAGCUUCAGCUCAGAGCAACCCAUAGUGCUGAAUGCACAGGUGAUGAAGUGUAAACUCUACCAGAUAACCUUCCAGCAGCCUGUGGACCAAGUGCCAGACUGGGAUGACCGUCACCGGACUGUCAAGUGGGUGGAUGUGGAAAAGCUGGUCUCACCUCAGAGACCAGCCAAGAAAAAGGUGGUAGAGACUGAUCCGGAGCCUGUCCAUUCAGUGGUGGAAAACUCAGUUAGGGAGCUAGAACUGGGGAUUAGUGCCAUAUGUGAUUAUGCCAAGUUUGAGUGUGAUGCUGAACCUAUCCAUUUUAAAGACACCAUGCUCUUUCAGACCAGAAUCUUCCAAAUGCAGAUGGACAACAAAGGCACUGUGGAGCUUGAGUACUCCUGGCAGGUUAUGAUGGAGACCUUUGGGAAGACUCUUUGCUUUAAUCAUGGAGACAUGACCCCUACUUCUGCCAAGGGCAGUCAGACAGUGCUGAGGCCAGCCAGCAAUUUGAGGAGUUUGUCCACUCUGCUGUUAGGAGAUCCAGAACUUCCUCCAUUCACUGUGGAGCCCAGUAUGGGGCUUAUCCUGCCUGGAACAAACCAGAUAUUUCAAGUCCGCUUCUCCCCUCUAGAAGUAGCCCAAUAUGAGGCCAGGCUAGUCUGCAGCAUUCCCAAUCUGAAGGACAAGCAGAGUCCUGUGAUAGCAGUGAACGGACGCAGUAUGAUGCCUUACUGCCAUUUCCACCUGGAAGACUCAGGAUACCUCACUGAUAACAGACAGAACCUUGAGCUCCCUGGCCCCCAGGGGUCCACACCCAGGGCCAUCUUGGAUCCCAACACCAAAGUUAUAGAAUUCACAUCCACAGGGGUCGGCACAUCUAUCUGCAGGACCUUCAGUGUUGUAAAUCCCACCAACAAGCCAUACUCAUUGUUGUGGAGAUGUGAAGACUCUGAGCUUAAACCCUUCACCUGCCUUACACCAAAGGACUUUAUUCAACCUGGCAAGACGGUGGAGGUCUCAUUUAAAUAUCAUGCCAAAGAGCUGGAUUUUGUUGAAUCCUUCUGGACCUUCUUAAUCCCAGAGCACAAGUUCUCUGUGCCCUUCCUGCUGGUGGGCAUAGCGAAAGAUCCAGUGGUGUACAUUGAUCAUGCUCAUCUUAAUCUAGGCAGCCUACUUAUUGGUCGUGAGGUCCAUAAAAUUGUGUAUGUGGUGAAUGAAGAAGACCGACCUUUCCACUUUGCCAUUGAGGAGGUCUCUCGGCACUCAAAGUCUUUCAAAGACAGCCUGAUACUGAAGCCCAUGCAAGGGACAAUACCCCCCAGAGACAAGUUUCCAGUGGCCAUAUCUUUCACACCUACACAGGAGGGUGUGGUGACAUUUAACCUGCGCAUGGUGAUCAGAGGAAAAAUUCAGCCACUCACUAUGAACGUGAAAGGGGAUGGUUAUAACAUGAAUGUCUGUGUCCAAUAUGAGAGUCCAGAAGGGGCCAUGACUGAACUCUCUGCUGCUGAUAGUCAUCUUGUGGACUUCAAACAAGUGGAGCUGAGUAGUAAGUCUACGUGUGCCUUUGUGGUGUCCAACCCAGGGAGAUUCAAUGUGGAUGUGCAGUAUGAGAUAAUAGGGCCUGAAGAGCUGCAUUGCCACCUGCAGGUGGAGUCCACAACAGCUGUAGUGCUAGUGGGAAAACAGAAUCGUUGCAUCCUCAGCUUCUUCCCCCUGAAGAAGUGUGACCUCAAAGAUAUGGGCUUCUUAAUCAAGGUAAAGGACGGCCCUGUUUUCCAUUGCAGUCUGCUGGGUUCUACCACCAGCCUGGGCCUGGAGUUUUCUUUCCUCAAGUACAACUUUGGAAAGACCUUCAUUUACUCUGCUGGCAUGGUACCUGCCACAUGCAUACUGCUUAUCAGCAACAAAGGGGAUAGAGUAAUCAGUGUAGACUGUUUAUUCUCCAACACCCCUUUUCUGGAAGUGAGCUUCAUACCUGAUGUGCUGCCCCCUGGUGGUAGCAUGGAGGUGCCUUUCAGGUUCUACCCACGAGAAGCAGUGCCCUACCAUGAAAAGGUGGUCUUUGAGAUAAACGAGUAUUCCAUGCAGGUAGUGGAGCUCAUGGGGCAAGGAAUUGAGAUGAAGAUUGAAGUAGAGGAUCCAAAAUUAAAGACAGUGAAGCUUGGAACUCUACAGGUGGGCGAGAGGAGCAAGAAGCUCAUCCCCCUGAUAAACAACAGUCUGUCUUCCUUGACCUUCUCUCUCUUCUUCACACCCUCUGCACAGGCUCUACUGAACUCUAAGGUCCUGUCAGUGAAUCCAAGUAGGAAGGUGACGCUGAAGGGUGGGGGGGAAAAGUGUGUGGUGGAGGUGCUCUUCUGCCCUCAGCAACGCAUGGCCCCGUUCAGCGAGGAGGUGCAGCUGAAGUGUUUGGACACCUUACGCCCCCUACUGGUGCUGAAAGGCUGCUGCCAGGGUGUGGAGGUCACACUGGACCAGAACUACUUGUCCUUUGGAGCAGUGGCCCAGCACUGCCAAGCCACACGUCAUAUUAUGCUGCAAAAUACAGGAGACAUUGGGGCUAGGUUCAAGUGGGAUGCAAAGGCUUUUGCUCCAGACUUCAGUAUCUGCCCUGCUGAAGGUUACAUUUGCCCAGGAAUGGAGGUGCCUUUGGUGGUGACCUUUGCUCCUGAUGAGGUCAAGCAGGAGCUGUGCUAUGAUAACCUUUUCUGCUCUAUAGAGGGGGGCAAGCCUGUAACCCUCACCCUUGCUGGCUCCUGCAUUGUUCUCCCAGUAGCCAAUCAGGUGCUGAAUUUUGUGUGUCAGGUCCGUAGUCAGUGCACUCAGUCUGUGACUCUGUCUAAUAAUACUAACCAGCGCUGGUGCCUGAAGCCUGUGAUUGAGGGUGAAUAUUGGAGUGCUUUACUUUCCCUCAUCAUUGAGCCAUACCAGCAAAAUAAAGCCUACGAGAUCACCUAUAAGCCCAUGGUCAUGACCACGGAUGGUAAAAAGCACCUGGGCUCCAUGUUUUUCUCUUUCCCCGAUGGUUCGGGCAUGCUGUACACCCUACAGGGCACAGCAGAGCCACCUAAAGCCAUGAGCACAAUCAGCCAUGAAGUACCUUGCAAGACAUCCUACACAGAGAUUGUCCCUGUUCAUAACUGGUUGUCCAAACCUCAGAGAUUCCAUGCUAUAGUGGAGAUGAUUAAACCCGAACGUCCUGACAGCACGAUCUCACUGAAGGGGCUUGAUUAUGUGGAUGUGUCGGCGUUGACUAAACGGAACUACAAAAUCUCCUUCUUCAGCUACAAGGAGUGCCAAUGCAAUGCCAAACUAACCUUUAAAAAUGAGGCCACGGGGGAAUACCAGUUCUACUAUCUCAACUUCAAGGCUACACCUCCAGGAGUGAUCAGGACAAUUGAGAUGGUUACAGUGGUUAGGCAGAUGACUUCAGACUGUGUGAACUUGGAAAAUCCUUUACCCACCAACCUGUUGUUCACAACUGAGUGCCGCAAUACGGAUGUCAACAUGCAGUCUCAGUUCUCAGUGCCUGCACUCUCUACGGAAACCUUGAGGUUUGAGUACCAGCCUCUGCGUUCAGGUGAAACUACAGCACGGCUCAUGCUGCAUAACAAUGAACUGGGUUAUUUCAACUAUGAGCUUUUGCUCCGUGCGCUUCCUGCUCCUCCUGAGAAACCCCUUUACUUCAGAGCACCACUGGGCAGUGGUCAAUACCUCACUGCCAAGUUCACCAGCUAUUCCCGUGUCAAGGCUGAGUACACCUGCAAGACAGACAGUCCGGACUUCAUUGUGGAAAAGAAUUUAAUGAUGGUGGCGGCGAGCUCCCAAGCAGGCACAGAUGUCAGUGUGGAGGUCUAUUUUGAGCCCUGUCAGUUAGGUGAGGUGCGGGGCCUGUUGACACUAUCAUCCAGCACUGGAGGGGAUUAUGUGUUCCCUCUGUAUGGAACAUGCACACCUCCCAAAGCCCAAGGCCCCUUUGCCAUCCGUGCUGGUUCCAACAUCUCCAUCCCCUUCAAGAAUGUCUUCAUGGAGACCACAGCCUUUUCUUGCCAAGUGGACAACCCAGCCUUCACCUUCAAGGGCAUGGACACCAUUCGCUCAAAGAAGACUCACCAAAUCAUUGUGAGCUUUGAGAGCCCACAGCCAGGCUCCAAGACCCCCUGCACUGGAAAACUUAUCAUCUCAAGUCCACGCAUAGAGGGCCAUGGCACAGGCCUCUCCUGGGUAUAUUAUCUGAAAGGCAUCUCCCCAGAGAAGCCUCAGAGAGACAAGAUGUCAUAAAGUGCUGCCAAGGUCCAAAGAACAAAUCUUAUGUGUGUUUAUCUUAAAAAUCACAUCCAACUGUAGUUUUCAAUUAAAUAAACAUUUUAGCAGUGGUCACUUUUUGCCUUGUACAGUUGUUUCAAACCCAGACAAAACCAAAUAAAAAUUUUACCUACAGUGAUAUAAGCAUAAUUACAUUUCAUUUACAAGUGCGUUUCAAAAGUAACUGUAGAAGUCUCUUGUAUAUGAUUUGUGUCUUUCUGCAUAAAUUAUUUGCUUUUACUGUAUCUGCAAUAUGAAUUAAAGACCUAAAGAUGUGUCUACA
This is a messenger RNA of Ictalurus furcatus (blue catfish), 11047 nucleotides long. RefSeq names its product hydrocephalus-inducing protein homolog. Gene Ontology annotation, cellular component: axoneme. Bases 22 to 10740 code for a protein of 3572 amino acids. The transcript has 58 exons. The record is from RefSeq and is a predicted model, not a curated record. Lineage: Eukaryota; Metazoa; Chordata; Actinopteri; Siluriformes; Ictaluridae. Gene Ontology annotation, biological process: axonemal central apparatus assembly; cilium movement.